This is a messenger RNA of Pararge aegeria (speckled wood butterfly), 3089 nucleotides long. RefSeq lists its product as uncharacterized. The record is from RefSeq and is a predicted model, not a curated record. Bases 1 to 2997 code for a protein of 998 amino acids. The transcript is spliced from 2 exons. Lineage: Eukaryota; Metazoa; Arthropoda; Insecta; Lepidoptera; Nymphalidae. Gene Ontology annotation, molecular function: catalytic activity.
AUGAAUAUAAAUAACAAGGAGGGUAGUCCCGCGUUUUCAAGUAACGUAUUUAAACAAAAAAUCAAUCGUUGCAUCACGAGCGGUGGACGCGGCUCGGAGCCCGACGCCGCGGUGCGCGCGGGCGCCGGCGGCGGGGAGCAAGGUGCGUCAUCGCACGUUAUCACUAGCGAGCCGAGUGAUCAGUCGACGGGGCCAAUGCAAAAGCAAACUUAUGCGGGCGUCGCGAAGGUCCAUGACCCAAACGAAGGCUGGACGGUGGUGCAGAGGAAGUCGCAAAGAUCUAAAAACCGGCUCAUUGAUAUAAUUGCACUUCAAGAACACUGGUUGCUCCCGGAAGAAUUGUCUUUUCUUGACACUUUGUGCGAUGACUUCAGCGCCACGGGAGUGUCUGCGGUGGACACAUCGGCGGGUAUUCUACGUGGAAGACCUUAUGGAGGGGUCGCGCUGCUGUGGAGGCGUAGCGUCUUUCAAAAAGUGUCAGUGAUUCAGUGUAACAAUCGGCGCAUCUGUGCUAUAAAGGUAGUGUUACAUGAAAAAUCGUUUAUCGUGAUGAGUGUAUAUAUGCCUACGGAUGUGAUUGCUAACCUAGCGGAUUUCACGGACAUUCUAAGCUCGGUGAGUGCCAUUAUUGAGACCUACGGGGAAAGUUGUGUAUAUAUACUUGGGGACUACAAUGCGCACCCUUCGGAGCGCUUUUAUCAUAAACUUACUCAGUUCUGCAUAGAACGAGAAUGGAGCUGUAUAGAUGCGGAAGUGCUAGGUCCGAGGUCGAAUACCUAUACUUUUUUAAGCGAAGCACACGGGUCUAAGCGGUGGCUCGAUCACUGCCUAGUAACUAAAGCAGCGGCAGACUCCGUGCGCAAUGUGUCAGUUCUAUACGAUGUGUUGUGGUCGGAUCAUUUCCCUCUGGUAGUGGAAUGUAAUAUUGACGUUUUGAUACCUAAGAGAGCGGAUUGUAAUACUUAUUUAAAUGAGAUUUACUGGGGUGAGCGAAAUCAACAUCAAAUAGACACAUACCAGAGGGAAUGUCACGAGAGGCUGAGGAUGAUUAACUUCCCACAGGAGCUUCACGGUUGCUGUGAUCGUACAUGCAGUGACAUCAGGCAUAGAGAUGUAAUAACUCAGUUGUACAGCAACAUCGUUCAGGCCUUGAUAGAAUCGUCACUGGUAGGUCGAGAGAGCACUAGGCGCGUAAAAAGAAAGAAGGUCCUUGGUUGGAAUAAGCACGUAGCCGAAGCUCACGGGAUGGCCAGGCAAAAAUUUUUGUUAUGGUCGUGGUACGGUAAACCAACUUCGGGAAUUAUUUAUAGAGAAAUGUGUGAGGCUAGAAAAAUUUUCAAAUCUCGUUUGAAAUGGUGCCAAAACCAUGAAGAGCAAAUUAAGUUGGAUAUUCUAGCCUCGCAUCACUCAAAAAACGAUUUUCGCGGAUUUUGGAAACAUACAAAUAAAAUGAAUAACAAACCGUCACUGCCUGUGAGCGUUGGUGGCGUGUGUGAGCCAGACAAGAUUUCCGAUCUUUUCAUGGAGCACUUCGUAGUUAAAUCACCCCGGGGUCCUUCACAAACGAUGCUUGAUGUUGAGGCCAGUAUUGAAAUGGAAAUUCAAUUUAAGUGUAAAGACGUUGCUCACACAAUUAAGCAUAUGACCAGAGGAAAAUCUCCAGGUCAUGAUGGACUCAGCAUUGAGCAUCUACAGUAUGCUGGGCCACAUUUACCCAGAGUGCUCACAAUGCUCUAUAAUAUUUGUAUGAGCCACAGUUUUAUGCCUAGUGAGAUGAUGAGGACUAUAGUUGUACCUAUUGUGAAAAACAAAACCGGCGACUUAGCGGACAAAAACAACUAUAGGCCUAUCUCAUUGGCAACGGUCAUCUCGAAGGUGUUUGACAGCAUGCUUAAUAACCAACUGAAUAAGUUAUUUAGGCCACAUGACAACCAGUUUGGAUUUCAACCUGGAGUGUCGACGGAGAGCGCUGUGCUUGGUCUUAAGCAUGCUGUCACAUACUAUACGAAGCGUAAGACUCCAAUUUACGCCUGCUUUCUGGACCUAUCCAAGGCUUUUGACCUGGUAUCUUAUGAUAUCUUAUGGAGAAAACUGGAAGGAAUUAAAGUUCCACUGGAACUCAUCAAUAUUUUCAAAUAUUGGUAUGGAAACCAGGUCAACAGCGUGCGAUGGGCGGGCGUAUUAUCACGUCCGUAUCUGUUGGAGUGCGGGGUGAGGCAGGGGGGUUUGACUUCACCUACGCUCUUCAACCUAUAUGUGAACGAGUUGCUCGGCGAGCUCAGCAGCACCAGGACCGGCUGUUACAUAGAUGGGGUUUGUUUGAAUAACAUUAGCUACGCUGAUGACAUGGUGCUGGUGAGUGCGUCGGUUUGUGGCCUGAGAAAACUGUUGGCGAUUUGUGAAGCUUUUGUGGAAAAACACGGUCUUACUUAUAAUGUAAAGAAAAGUGUGGUAAUGGUCUUUGAGGCCAUGGGCAAAACACAGAAGAAAGUUCCACCCAUCUUUCUAAAUGGAAAUGCACUAGAAAGAGUGUAUCAAUAUAAAUAUCUAGGGCAUAUGUUGACCCCUGACCUCAAAGACGAUACUGACAUCGAGAGGGAACGGAGAGCAGUGUCAGUGAGAGCGAAUAUGCUGGCUCGCAGGUUUGCACGUUGUUCCACCAAUGUAAAGAUAACUUUGUUUAGAGCCUAUUGUACAUCUUUUUACACGUGCAACCUGUGGGUCAAGUACUCCACAAAAUCGUACAGCGCUCUCCGUGUCCAGUAUAACAAUGCCUUCAGGGUGCUGAUGGGGCUGCCCCGGUAUUGCAGCGCAUCAGGGAUGUUUGCGGCGGCGCAAGUUGAUUGUUUUUAUGCGACAAUGCGUAAAAGAUGCGGAUCCCUGGUGCGUAGAUUGCGGAGCAGUUCCAACAGCAUUCUGAAAUUGAUUGCCAGUCGAUUGGACUGUGUAUAUGUAAAUCAUUGCUGCGUCGUUUCUAAUGGAAUGGUGCAGCGAUGACCUACAUACUUAAUAAUUAGGUACUUAGUGUUUUUUAGGUUAAUUUACUAACAUAGAUAUAAGCUUUGUAUUACUAACAAUAUGAGUCUAUG